Populus euphratica (Euphrates poplar) is the source of this 1836-nucleotide messenger RNA. Its product is annotated as protein TRANSPARENT TESTA 12. The transcript is spliced from 8 exons. Gene Ontology annotation, molecular function: xenobiotic transmembrane transporter activity; antiporter activity. The record is from RefSeq and is a predicted model, not a curated record. Lineage: Eukaryota; Viridiplantae; Streptophyta; Magnoliopsida; Malpighiales; Salicaceae. Gene Ontology annotation, cellular component: membrane. Gene Ontology annotation, biological process: xenobiotic detoxification by transmembrane export across the plasma membrane. The coding region runs from base 163 to 1638 and encodes 491 amino acids.
UAAUAAUAAUAUUGUGUAUGGAUCAAAAAGGAAGCCAUAUAGUCUAAGUUCCUUGAAAGCUUGGAAAACUUGUAGCCAGCCAAAGGGAUCUCUCUGUCUCCCCCUCUCUGCAUCAAUUGCUAUCCUAAAUUAGCAGAAACAUUUCCAAGAAGAUAGAAGGAGAUGUCUGGUAACGGUGCUGUCCUGGAUAACCAGGAAGCAAAGGUUCCUUUGUUGCAAGGUUUAGAGGAGAAAACUAAACGAGAUGAUGAUAUUGUUGUUCAAGAUCUUGCAUGCCGGGUUGGGGUUGAAUCAAAGAAGCUAUGGCAAAUAGUAGGUCCAGCAAUCUUUAGCCGUCUCACCUCUUACUCCAUGCUUGUCAUCACCCAAGCUUUUGCAGGUCAUUUGGGUGACCUUGAGCUUGCUGGUAUCUCCAUUGCCAAUAAUGUAAUUGUUGGCUUAGACUUUGGCCUCUUGUUGGGGAUGGCAAGUGCGUUAGAGACACUCUGUGGGCAAGCUUUUGGAGCAAAGAAGUACUAUAUGUUGGGAGUAUACAUGCAACGUUCAUGGAUUGUGUUGUUCAUUUGUUGUAUUUUGCUUUUGCCCCUCUACCUCUUUGCCUCUCCAGUCUUGAAGCUAUUUGGCCAACCUAAUGAUAUAGCAGAACUUUCAGGGAAAGCUGCUGUGUGGAUGAUUCCACUUCACUUCAGCUUUGCCUUUCAGUUUCCCUUGCAGAGAUUCUUGCAGAGCCAGCUUAAGAACAUGGUAAUUGCAUGGGUGUCUUUUGUAGCUCUGGUGGUUCAUAUCUUUAUCAGUUGGCUUCUUGUGUAUAAGCUUCAGCUUGGAGUUGUUGGGACAGCCAUGACUUUGAAUUUUUCUUGGUGGGUUUUGGUUUUUGGUCAUCUAGGCUACACCAUUUGUGGUGGCUGUCCUCUUACAUGGACUGGUUUCUCCACCGAAGCCUUUUCUGGCCUUUGGGAAUUCACCAAACUCUCCGCUGCUUCUGGGGUCAUGCUCUGCUUGGAGAAUUGGUAUUAUAGAAUCCUCAUCUUAAUGACCGGGAAUCUAAAAAAUGCAGAAAUUGCUGUGGAUGCUUUGUCUAUAUGCAUGACCAUAAAUGGCUGGGAGAUGAUGAUUCCUCUUGCUUUCUUUGCAGGAACCGGAGUAAGGGUUGCAAAUGAGCUUGGAGCUGGGAAUGGGAAGGGUGCCAAGUUUGCUACAAUUGUGUCAGUGACAACAUCAGUUAUCAUUGGCCUUGUCUUCUGGCUACUGAUAAUGUUCUUCCACGACAAGUUAACCUGGAUAUUUACUUCAAGCGAGCCUGUUCUUGAAGCAGUUAACAAGCUCUCAAUCCUCUUGGCGUUCACAGUCUUGCUUAACAGUGUUCAGCCAGUCCUCUCAGGGGUUGCUGUUGGUUCAGGAUGGCAAAAGUACGUGGCAUACAUAAACCUAGGUUGCUACUAUGCUAUUGGAGUUCCUCUUGGAUUCCUCAUGGGAUGGAUCUUUAACCAAGGAGUUAUGGGAAUUUGGGCUGGGAUGAUCUUCGGAGGGACAGCAGUUCAAACACUAAUACUGGCCAUCAUUACCAUUCGAUGCGACUGGGAAAAGGAGGCAGAGAAAGCAAGCCUGCAUGUAUUGAAGUGGUCAGAAGCAAUCUAAAGACGGAAAUAAUUAAUUUUAGACGAUCGAGUACAUCAUCAGCUUGUUUCAAGGGAUCUCGAUGCAUAGGUCCCGACGGCGCUCGAGAGUUCUAACUUGGCAGUCAAGACUUCAUUUCUUUGGUUAGCAUGGUGCUCUAUGUAUUUAAAUUUAAAUAAAUAACCAAAAUGAUAUAUUAUUAUGAAAUUCUUGGUAUUA